GGUUUUAAAAAUUAUGCAGGCUUACAACGACACGAGACGUCUAAACAUGCAACAUAUAAUUUAUUACCAAAUCACAUUCAGUCAAUACCGGAAUCAGAACUUCUUCAUUUGAAAAAUGCUGUAAUUAAAGAAUUACAAAAAAGACUCAAAAAUUAUCAUCGUGCUGUUGGAAAACAAUUAAGUUUUGUUAGACUUUAUAUGCCAAAAGAACGGGAUAAAUCAGAAAACUAUAAUGAAUCACAACAUAAAAAAAAAGACCAAAAACAAUCAAAAAAAUCCUGA
This is a messenger RNA of Racocetra fulgida, 282 nucleotides long. The record is from the annotation of a GenBank genome assembly. NCBI's taxonomy places the organism in Eukaryota, Fungi, Glomeromycota, Glomeromycetes, Diversisporales, Gigasporaceae.